Notothenia coriiceps (black rockcod) is the source of this 1831-nucleotide messenger RNA. It is a transcript of the gene ncf1, whose product is annotated as neutrophil cytosolic factor 1. NCBI's taxonomy places the organism in Eukaryota, Metazoa, Chordata, Actinopteri, Perciformes, Nototheniidae. Gene Ontology annotation, cellular component: NADPH oxidase complex; cytoplasm. The transcript has 11 exons. The record is from RefSeq and is a predicted model, not a curated record. Gene Ontology annotation, molecular function: phosphatidylinositol binding; protein binding; superoxide-generating NADPH oxidase activator activity. Gene Ontology annotation, biological process: respiratory burst; superoxide anion generation. Bases 9 to 1265 code for a protein of 418 amino acids.
UUCUCAUCAUGGAGGCGAGCUACGUCAGGCAUGUGGAGCUAUUUGGCUUUGAGAAACGUUCAUUCCCGAGUCAGCACUAUGUGUACAUGCUGAUGGUGAAAUGGAGUGACCUCUCAGAGAAGCUGAUCUACAGAACGUAUCCUGAGAUUCACACCUUUCACAAGUCCCUGAAGGAGAUGUUUCCCAUCGAGUCUGGUGAAAUAGAAAAGAAGGACAGAAUAAUUCCGUCAUUACCAGCUCCACGGUGGUUGAUCAGUGAGAAGUCUCCAGAGACCAGGCAGAGCACGCUGUCGGAGUACUGCCACUCGCUCAUCAACCUGCCGCCUCACAUCUCCCGCAGCAAACAGCUAACCAACUUCUUCAAGGUCCGACCCGAGGACGAGAACCCGCCUGCUCUGAACCCAGUGAAAAAAAGCGAAACCUUUGUGGUGAACAAGGAGUCGUACAGAGGCAACGUUUCUGAGAUUUCUGGCCCCAUCAUUUUGGACACCUACAGAGUGAUCGCUGACUUCGAGAAGACGUCUAAACAUGAGAUUAAUCUGCACACUGGAGACCUGGUGGAAAUCGUGGAGAAAAAUCCAAAUGGGUGGUGGUUCUGCCAGUGUGAGUCUAAUCGAGGCUGGAUCCCUGCGUCUUACCUGGAGCCGCUGGACGGACCGGAUGAAGCAGAGGAGGCUGAUCCGGACUAUGAAGGAGAGAUGCACGUCAGCAUCAGAGCCUACAAGGCAGAGCUGGAGGACGAGAUCUCUCUGGAGAGCGGGGAAACCGUCGCCGUCAUCCACAAACUGCUGGACGGCUGGUGGGUCGUCAGGAAAGGAGAUGAGACCGGACAUUUCCCUUCAAUAUUCCUGCACAAGGCCGGCAAGAGGGAGAUAUAUGAAGCACAGCGGACAAACCUGCAGGGACAGAAACCUCCCCCCCGCAGAUCCACCAUCAGAAAUGCGAAGAGCAUCCACAACAAGUCUCGUCAGCGGCUCAGCCAGGACACUUACCGCAGGAACAGCCGCCGCUACCUCCAGCAGAAAGGGGGCCGCCUGGCAGAGCCCAGCAAGAACUCCAAGACCGCCGCAAAGUCACCGCUGAGGGAGAGGAAGAACCAGGACAACAUUCCCGAGCAGUCCACGUCCGGCUCAGAGAGUGAGCUGAAGAAGGAUGCUCCGGUUAUCCCCCCCCGGCCCAGUCCGGAGCUCAUCCUGGAGCGCUGCAGCGACAACACCUGCAAGAGAGUCAGCAUCCACAGGUCAAACUCUGGCUCCUCCAAAUAGCACCGGAAGUCACUAGAUGUUGUGAAAUUUACAAUGAAAUCACUUUUUUUUUGUUGCCUAAGUUUGUGGCAGACAGUUGAAAUGCAAUCGUAAAACCUAGAGGGAGAUGCAGGCGGUCAUGGGAAAAGGUUAUUGAAUUGAGUGGAGAAUAAGUCAUAUUACCUUAAAGUAAAUUCUGUAAAUUGAUGUGGGAGGAAAUGUUUUAAAAUGUAUACUUUUAUAACUUUACUAUGGUAAAAAAAAUCCAGUGAAGUUCGACUGUCAUGAUGUGCAACAGUGUGGCUCAUUGUUUUAAUCAGGCUUUGUUACACAAACAAUACUUGUAUGUUAAUCUUUUUCACAGGAUUUUUUGUAUCUCCAGAGAUAUCCUUUAUGUCACACUGUGCAAGUUUAGAAAAAUCUUGACUUUGCUACCAUCUGGUUGUCAUAUCAAGAAGAACAAGGUGGCAGACAGUUGUCUAAUUCUAACUUUGCUGCUUCCAUUUAUUUUACAACCCUCAAGUUGACUGAUAAAAUGUGUCGGACUAUUCAUUUAAGACCAGAUCAUUAAAAAAAACUGAAUUUAA